AUGCCUAAAACAAGAGGAGAAAUUAAAAAAAAUAAUUUAUUAUCUUGUGCGGCGUGUCCGAAAUUUAUUGAAGAUAACGUAUACCUCAAAUGCAUAUACUGCUUUAAAAAUUUUCACAAUUUGUGUGUCGGUAUUGCUUCUUCUGAUAAAAGCACUGGGAGCACCAUAAAUACCUGGGAAUGUCCAGAUUGUAAAGUUGCUAGGAAGAGAGGAGGUGACAACUCUAAUACACCAUUACGCGGUGCUACUGCCACAUAUUCCCCACCCACUAUUAGUGACAGCGCUCAAAAUGUCACAAUGCGACGCAGAGAAAUGUCACCACAACCAUCUCUUACUUCCACUGAUAUAAGAAACAUAAUAAGAGAAGAACUGGAGCUUGUUCAAAAUUCGUUGAUAGAUAAAUUCAAACACAUUGUUAGAGAUAUGGUUAAGGAAGAAAUACAUUCCUUCGAAAGCACGAUAGAAGCAACUGAAAAGGCUAUAGCAUUUUUAAACGAUGAAUAUGAUACCAUUAAGAAGAACUUAGACAUGCACCUGCAAAAUUUAUCUGAAAUUCGUAAAUAA
Messenger RNA from Parnassius mnemosyne (clouded apollo), 564 nucleotides. Lineage: Eukaryota; Metazoa; Arthropoda; Insecta; Lepidoptera; Papilionidae. The record is from the annotation of a GenBank genome assembly.